UGUAGUUAUGUGGCUAAAACACUGUUAAAACUGUGUGAGUAGAAAUAAUUAAAAUGAGUUCAAGUCAUUCCUCGUUUGGCAGGCCUGUGGAUCUUACAUUAAGUGGAUCCCAGGUUCCUGUAUCUCCUCCAAAGAAAUCUCGUCCAUUGUCAGCAAGGUCUUCAUCGUCCAGUAUUAUAAGCAAUAGUUCAAGAAGAUCGCGCACGGGGGACUCUUCCUCUAAUGCACUUGCUACAAAAACAUACACAAAACUUGACACAAAUCAAACAAAGCAUAAUGCUGGAAAAGCAAGAAGUGCAAAUAACGACACCAAACCAUCUUUAGCAAUGUCGUUUCCGUCCAAAGAGAAUAAGAAGCCCGUACAGACAAACACGAGGCGUAUCGAGCGAAAAGAUGAUGACAGAUCCAUUUGCUCCGAUGACCACAUUUCUUCUUUCUUUGAACAAUCUUCACAAAAAUCUCGCUCGAUGUCAAGAAGUGUUUCUUCAAAAAACAGCAGACCUCAAUCAAAUGUAUCUGUAGCAACUGUGGAUCGCGUAUUUUCCCUACCAGACAGUGCUAGAAGUAGCAGCACAGUCAAUACCAACUGGGAUGAGGAAGAUGGGUCCGGAGACAAGAAUCGUCUCUUCUUCUAGUCUUCACGACACCUCUGAUGUUGAUUUCCUGCGAUCUUAUUUAAGUAACAUGAACAAAUACAAAGAUGAUCCUUCAGCCCCUCCCACUUCCUCUGAGAGCACUCCUCGUUAUUCCUCCCAUCCUCCAUCAAUCAACGGUGAUCCAACAGGGUCCGGAUGCAAGGGAGCAACUUCUGGAGUCCUGGAGGACCCUUUAUCCAGCAGACUCUCAUUGGAGAGCUUUGAGCAACAUGAGUCCGAGCAUCUACGGGAUGUUGGUGAUCACAUGAUAAGAGAGGAUGUAGUAAAGUUCCAACAAGAAAGAUCAGCUCGUAAGAUCCAGAUCUGGUUCCGUCGUCAUAUUAUCCGGAAGAAGACGAGUGAUGCUGCUCUUAAGAGGAUGCUGCACCAUAAGAAAGAGGAAUUUGAAAAUAACAUUUUGCGUGAAUCUUUAAAACGAAGAGAAAGGACUGAAGAAGAGAAGAAAGUUCAAAGAGAGAAAAAGGCAAAAGAAGCAAGGAGACAAGCUAUUAAGGAGUUAAAAGAGAAAAGAAGAAAAAAAGAUGAAGCAAUGAAGAAGAUUGCAGAGGAGGAGGUCGCCAACAUCCGGAGUAAAAUGGAAAGGAAGAGUCGCUCCAAACCAUCAUCUGUAACAUCCAAUAAAUCAGGGAGGAGCAGAUUGGGAGAAGGUGGGAGGAAGAAAGAGGAAGAUGUGGUGGAUCAAUUGUUUGAUUCUUCGUCCAGAAUAUCAAAUAGAGUAGAUGAAGUUGAUGGUCCAAUGCCAAGUUCAACACACGAUACACAAGAAGCAAUGUCCGAUGUUACCCCAACAAACCAACCACUAGAUGACACUAGUAAGUCACGUACCACGUUGGAUGAUGUUUUAGAAACAAUCCGGAAACUUGAAGAAGAGCCUGAUAAAUUGGAAAAACCUAAAUCUAGUUUAGAAGAGAAAUUGGCAUGGAUAGAUGAACUACAAUCUGAAAACCAAUCUACUGUUUCCAAAGCAACUACAAGCCACUCACAAAACAAGACGCAAGAGCAGCCUGAUGCCUCUAAUCUCCUCACAGAAGCGAAACUUCACAGCAUCAUGGACUUCCUGGAUGAAGUGGAGAAGACAGAAGUUGCUGAGUCAUCUGUCAAUCAUCCAGUGGAGCAUGAGUCAGCAAAUCAGCUCAUGAAAGCUGAAGAGGCGGCAACUGAGGCAAUCACAAGUCAAAUGCUGAAGAUGAAACUGGAUCUUGAUGAAAAAACUAAAAGUAUUUUACUUCUAAAGAGCGCUAUGAGUCAACAAAAAGAUCUGAUGACACGACAUCUAAGAGAACAAGAGAAAGAAACCGAACAAAGAUUAAAAAUGCAGAAAGUUCAAUACGAGGCAACAAUUCAGCGACAUCUUUCAUUCAUUGACCAACUUAUUGAUGAUAAAAAAAGUUUAAACGAAAAAUGUGAACAACUUUUGUCAGAAAUGAAACAACUUGAUAAAAAAUAUCAAACAAAAAUCAAACAGCUGACAGAGGGUCAUGAGAGGGAAUUUAAAAAGGCUAAAGACGUAAUGAAUGCUGCUGAGAAACUUAGAAGAGAGAAAUGGAUUGAUGAAAAAACUAAAAAAAUUAAGGAAAUGACAGUGAAAGGAUUGGAACCCGAAAUCCAGCGUCUUAUUGCAAAACAUAAAGAAGAAAUAAAGAAAACCAAGUCCAUACAAGAAGCUGAGUUAUUGAGAUCGGACGAGAGAGCGGGUCAGCGUUAUAUCCGACAAACAGAAGAACUUCGUGAACAACUUGAAAGAGAGAAAGAAUCAGCAUGUAAAAGAGAAAGGGAAACUGCAAGAAUUCGGUAUGAGCAGCAAAUGGAGCAAGAAGACAUCGCGUUUCAACAACAGAAGAAACGACUUUAUUCCGAAGUUGCUGAAGAGAAAGAAAGACUUCACCAGCAAGCUUUAAGACAGAGGAGUGAAUUGGAUCAAUUAAAGAGGCAGCUGGAGGACAACAGUCGCAUCGCAACAUCCACGAUCAGGGAGGAGUUUGAGAAGAGCACACAUGAGACGUCCAGGAGGCAUCAGGAGGAAAUGAAUCAACUUAAGGAGAAGAUGGAAUUGGAGAAACAAGCUUGGCAGGAAAACUACAUGAAAAAACAGGAAUCGUUUAUUUUGCAAAAAGAACGAGAGCUCAAAGAAUCAGUGAGGCGUGACCGUGAUAACGAAAUCGACGUUGCUAUUCAACGUUUAGAAGAUGACAUGCAUCAUCAACGUGAAGAACUUGAAAAAACUACCGAUAACCGGAUUAAACGAAUCAGGGAUAAAUAUGAAUCUGAGAUGAAAGAAGUGGAAAAAUCUGAGAAACAGACUCAGGAGAAAUACAAUGCUAUGAAAGUUGAAUUCAACGAGAUUGAAAGCGAGAAUCUUCGUUUACAAAGUUUGACAAAACAGAAAGAACAAGAAGUUACCGAUAUUUUAAAGAUUAAAGACAAAUUAGUUGAAGAAAGAGGAAAUGUAACUGAAGUGAUCCGACAGGAAUUUGCUGAUCGACUUGUGUUAACUGAACAGGAGAACAAGAGAAUAAAAACUGAACUGUCGGAAAUGAGAGCACGCCAAAGGUUAGAGUUGGAGAGAAUUAAUGGAGAAAAAGAAGAAGAACUAGCUGAAGUUCAUAAAAGGGUAAGGCAAGCAAUAAUCAAGAAAGAGGAAACUAUUUCACAAAUCCGUCAGCAGCAUGAAGCUGCAGUAAAACGUGCAGAUCAUUUAGAAGGAUUAUUAGAAACUCAGCGAAAGCAAUUGCUUGGAAAGAAAAAAUGAACUGUUUUCAUAUUACUUAUUGUGUUUUAGUGGUCAUGUUCCGUAGGUUUAAAGUAUUUUUGCGUAUUAUUACAGUAGCGUAUCAGCGUUGGCACGGUUCUACACAUUUUAUAAUGUCUUCCGUAUUUUCGUAUAUAGUGCAUUCACUCAUAAAUUUUUACAAGUUUAA
Messenger RNA from Ciona intestinalis (vase tunicate), 3574 nucleotides. Lineage: Eukaryota; Metazoa; Chordata; Ascidiacea; Phlebobranchia; Cionidae. The record is from RefSeq and is a predicted model, not a curated record.